Tarenaya hassleriana is the source of this 2919-nucleotide messenger RNA. RefSeq lists its product as uncharacterized. The coding region runs from base 805 to 2658 and encodes 617 amino acids. NCBI's taxonomy places the organism in Eukaryota, Viridiplantae, Streptophyta, Magnoliopsida, Brassicales, Cleomaceae. The transcript has 4 exons. The record is from RefSeq and is a predicted model, not a curated record.
GACGGUAGUCGGUUAUUGUCCCCUCAUUACGUAAGCUUCCAGAGAUGGCCCGUCGCAGCAUCACUACCACUCGGUAUGACAGCGAGGGGCAAAACAGACCUUUUACUAAACGCUGUCGUUCUCGUACAAAAAGCAAUGCAGAUUUCCCAAAAUAGACCGCGGUUUCCCCAAUCAGAGGCGUUUCCCUCGCAGAACCUAAGGGUAUAUUAGGUAAUUUACUCCUCAGUGACUCCCUGUUAACGAGAAAAACCUCUCUCUCUGCGACACCUGUUUUGUUUCCUUUUCUUUUGUUUCUUCCUCGAUUUGAAGCCGAGGAGAUUUCGUCUUCCGAGAAUUUUGGCUAACGAAUCUUGUCUCAGAUCCACCAGACUUCUUGUUGUGGAAAGAGACAAAUUCUGUGAUGUCUGAGAAGCAAUGAAUGGAAAGGUCUUGAAGCUGGGAAACCUGGGAUUGAUGUGUUUGUUUGAUUUUUGAAAUCCGCGGAUAAAACAGAUCUGCAGCUUUUCGAUCCUUUUGCUCUUCUGUGUGUUCAAGUUCUGUGUUCAUUUCUAGCUGUUUAGCUCUAUGGACUCCAACAGAGACACCGCUUAAGAUUCUCUACCGGCCUAUGUUACAACAGUGAAAACUUCCUACUUUUGGGUUUCAUCUUGAAGAUGGAUAGAUCAGAUACUUCGGGAUUUGUCAGUGGUGGAAGCUCCUUGUUUAUCAAUUCGGUCCUGAUGCUUAUGCCGAGUUCUGUCAUGUACUGAUUGUCAUUCUGUUCGUCCGGGCAUUCUUCUUUCCACUACAUCCCUACAUGUUCAUAUGGAUUUGAACGAGAGCCUAAUCCAUCGUUCUCAGGCUACUGGCUUUCUCAUUAAGCACGACAGUUUUGGUGAUACAGCUCUCAGCCUGAAAUGCUCCGGGAGCAGCACCUCAAGAACCGAUGUUCCUAAUUGUCCUGAUGAUGUUUGUCGGCUGGUCCUUGGUUUGGGUCCAACGCCCACUGCUUAUUAUUAUCAUGUCGGAGUUGAUACAAAUAAAGGUCCAGCUUCUGGAUUCAGUCCUGAAGGUAAUUCUAUUCUUCAGCUUGGACCUCCAGCUGAGAGCAUGGACACUUUCAGUGGACUUGAUUGUUCAUUGUCUGCAUACACAGAGACUGCUGCUUCCCUUCUAAAUCAAGUUGCUGCAGACAGUGGCGGUCGAGUGAUUCCUGUUGUUGAUGAAGGUUCUUCCUCGGCAAAGAGAUCUGGUGGAUAUAUGCCCUCACUUCUAUCGGCUUCGAGGACAGGCAAUGGCAGUAACCUGUCAGGGAUCCAAGAAUUUGUGCAGUUUGGAACCGAUGAACGUUCUUAUUAUUCACAGUUGAGCCUCGAGCCGUCAUCUCACACCGAGUUCUCUGUAGGAGCUAGCUCUGACAGGACGGCAGCUGUCCCUUUGCAACACAGAGCGAGCAACUCGAAGAAGUGCAGAUUCUUUGGAUGUACGAAAGGAGCUCGAGGAGCAUCUGGUCUAUGUAUUGGCCAUGGAGGAGGACAGAGAUGCCAAAGACCAGGCUGCAACAAAGGCGCCGAGAGUAAAACCACCUUCUGCAAAGCUCAUGGAGGAGGAAGGAGAUGCCAACACUUGGGAUGCACAAAGAGCGCGGAAGGAAAGACGGAUUUCUGCAUAGCCCAUGGCGGAGGAAGAAGGUGCCGGUUCCCCGGGGGAUGCUCCAAGGCUGCUCGGGGAAAGUCGGGGCUUUGCAUAAAACAUGGCGGUGGCAAGAGGUGUAAAAUCGAAGGAUGUACACGUAGUGCGGAGGGGCAUGCCGGUCUCUGUAUCUCCCAUGGAGGCGGAAGACGUUGCCAAUUUCCGGAAUGCACAAAGGGUGCUCAAGGAAGUACAAACUUCUGCAAAGCCCAUGGGGGCGGGAAGCGUUGUAUAUUCGUGGGUUGUGACAAGGGAGCAGAAGGGAGCACACCUCUGUGCAAAGCGCACGGUGGCGGGAAACGAUGUCUCUUUGACGGAGGAGGGAUUUGCCCGAAAAGCGUCCAUGGAGGAACAAACUUCUGUGUUGCGCACGGGGGCGGGAAACGAUGCGUAAUACCAGGUUGUACGAAGAGUGCCCGUGGUCGGACAGACUGUUGUGUGAAGCACGGGGGCGGGAAACGAUGCAGAUCCGAGGGGUGUGGGAAGAGUGCGCAAGGUAGCACGGAUUUUUGCAAGGCGCAUGGUGGCGGGAAACGUUGUUCGUGGUGGGGAGACGUGAAAUGCGAGAAGUUUGCGAGGGGGAAGAGCGGGUUAUGCGCUGCGCAUACCAGUAUGUCUCGGGAGAAAGGGAAAGGGAUGAUGAACAAGACAGGUCUGAUCGGGCCGGGACUCUUCCGUGGGCUCGUCUCGGCUUCUACCACGACCACGACAACGACGGAUCACUCUCAUCUGUCGGGAGUCAGUGUCGUGUCUGAAUGCACGGAGUCGUAUGAACGGAGACGGCAUGAGAAAAGGCAGAAGCUGAUACCGAUGCAGGUUCUGGUGCCGCCAUGUUUGAAAUCUCCGAGGGAAGAAGGAGAAACUAGCAACGACAGCAGACGUAGCAAUGGUGUCUUCGAUUUCAUGAUUCCGGAGGAGAGAGUUCAUGGCGGUGGGCUCAUGUCUUUGCUCGGUGGCAGCCUGAAACAUUCCAUUGAUGGAAUCUGAAGCACCUUUGUGAGAACCUCUGUCUUCGUGUUCUGUAAUGUAUAGUUUUCUGUCUGAUUUGAUCACUUUCUUGUAUAUUUGUUGGUUAGCCAAUUGUGAACCGUUGGUAUGGCCCGUAUGGGUAUUGGUGUUGUGGUCUGAACCAUCACCUCGAUGGCUCGAACCGGUCGGUUUUUAUUUAUUAUCUUUGGAAAACGGUUGUGUUUCUGCUUUGCUUGGUCACUGUCCAAGCUUAAUCAAUAAACGUGGGGUUCUUGUCUU